AUGCUAUCGCGCAUAGCUUUGCGUUCAGUUGCCGGUCGACAAUCCGCUACCACUGCGCUGGUAGCGCGUGGCUCUGCCACUGACGCCGUUGGAGAACGCGACGAGAAGAACUUCCCGCGUCCAGUACGUGGUGAGCCCGGCAAAGUCAGACUCGGUUUCGUUCCAGAAGAAUGGUUUCAAUUUUUCCACUCAAAAACUGGAGUAACCGGCCCAUACACAUUUGGUGUUGGUCUUGCUACAUAUCUGUGCAGCAAAGAGAUCUACGUCAUGGAACAUGAAUACUACACUGGUCUCUCCAUUUUUGUUAUGGUCUACUACGCUACUACCAGAUUUGGACCCAAGAUUGCUCAAUGGCUGGACAAGGAAGUUGAUGCUGUCGAGAAUAACUGGAAUGAAGGCCGUGUCGAGAACGUCAAGUUCUUAGAACAGUCGAUUGAAGAAGAGAAGGCUGCUCAGUGGCGUGCUCAGGGACAGGAACUUCUUAUUGAGGCCAAAAAGGAGAAUGUGCUUCUGCAACUUGAAGCUGCUUACAGAGAGCGUCUGAUGAGUGCUUACACUGAGGUUAAGCGCCGCCUUGACUACCAAUUGGAGAAAUCCAACAUGGAACGUCGUAUCGCUCAGAAGCACAUGGUCGAAUGGAUAGUAGCCAAUGUGAUGAAGGCUAUCACUCCGGACCAAGAGAAGCAAACAUUGGACCGGUGCAUCGCAGACCUCUCCGCCCUAGCCGCCAAGAAGUGA
Messenger RNA from Parnassius mnemosyne (clouded apollo), 738 nucleotides. NCBI's taxonomy places the organism in Eukaryota, Metazoa, Arthropoda, Insecta, Lepidoptera, Papilionidae. The record is from the annotation of a GenBank genome assembly.